GGAUUCUCAGCCUUCACAGUUUUCAUUUUCAGAUUAUUCACCGCAGCCCUGAGGGCUAGGAGCUUACAUAUUUAAUAAAAACGGAGAUUGUCGCAUUGUUCCCCAAUUUAAGGAACUGAGGCUUUAAGAAAAGCAUAAAAUAUGGUGCGAUUUUGCCGUAGAAUCACAAGAUUUGGAAACCCUGAAGGGUUAGCUAGAGAUCUCAGUGAAGAAAAAGAGCAUAGAAAGGGAUUGUAGGAAUGCAGGGCUGGAAGAGACGUUGAGACAUCGUGCAGUCUGUUCUGCUGCCCUGAGCCAGGAUCAGGGAUAUCCAGAGCAUCCCUGACAGAUACUUGUCUAACCUCCAAGAUGAGAUGCACAGGAAUGUGCGAGAAGAAUCAGGAGGCUCCACAGAGAUCUAGUGAAUCACAGAGGAGGGAAUGCCUGAAUUGCUGUCCCCUUGUGCAAUGUUAGUGCUGCCUUCGACCCCAGUUCUGUACUUGGGAUCAGGGUCUUCCUUUCUUUCUACAGCAGUUUGCUGCAGGUCCUGACACUUGAGCCACUCACAGACUCUAAGCAAGAUGCCUGGCCUUAUCAACCGGAUAACCAGCUGCCCGCUUCCACUCACAGCCUCCGAGGUCACCUCAUGCGUCAGUGGCUAUGCCUUUGGGAUGACAGCCUCUCUGACCUAUGGCAACCCAGAGGCCCAUCCUUUUGAAGGUCUCUUUGUGUACCCACUGGAUGAGUACACCACGGUGGUUGGGUUUGAAGCUGUUGUGUCCAGACGUGCUGUGACAGUGCAGAUCAAAGACAAAGCCAAAAUGGAUGACUCUUACUUCGACUGCAGCAACGUCUCCAAUGGGAGGACUCCAGAUGGAAGCGGAAGGCUUGUGCUGGAUGAGGACUUGGAAAGGAUCCUUUUUGUGGUUAACCUGGGCAUGAUCCCUCCACUGGAAAGUAUCUCCAUCUUCAUCAGCACCUCCUCGGAGCUUCAGACACUGCCUAGCGGGGCAGUGAGGGUUCUUCUCCCAGCUGUGUGCGUGCCCAGUGUCCCCCAGACAAACAUGGAGAACUCUGCCAGCCUCUCUGGACAUCAGCUCCGAGUAGACAGGCAUAACUCUGGAGCUGGGGGCCUGGAUCAAGGGCACAAGCUGUGUCUGGCCCGGCUACUGGAAAGUGAGGCAUCCAACCCCAACGAGUACGAGUUCAGCUUCCACCUGGAGAUCCGGGGGCCCUGCUUGCUCGCAGGUGUUGAAAGCCCAACGCAUGAGAUCCGGGCAGAUGCUGAUCCCUCUGCCCGCUCUGCCAAGAGCAUCAUGAUCACGCUAGCCAACAGACACACUUUUGACAGACCAGUGGAAAUACUAAUCCAUCCAAGCGAACCCCAUAUGCCUCAUAUCUUGAUGGAAGAAGGUGACAUGACCCCUGCAGAGUAUGAACAACACCUGAAGGGAAGAAAUGAUUUUAUUAAAGGGACAAAGAAGGACCCCAGUGCAGAAAAGAAGACGGAAAUCAUCAGGAAACGGCUGCACAAGGACCUUCCUCACCACCCUGUGAUCAUGCUGAACUUCUGCCCCAACCUGAGGAACAUCCAGCCAGACCUCAGGAAAGCCCAGGGGGAGUUUAUAUUUCUUGUAGACCGCAGUGGAAGCAGUGAGGGAAUUUCGAUAUCCAGAAAUCUGGACGCCCUGCUGGUCAUUCUCAAGAGCCUGGUGCCAGCGUGUCUCUUCAAUGUCAUUGGCUUUGGGUCGACAUUUAAGACCUUAUUUCCUUCCAGUCAAACUUACUGUGAGGAGAGCUUGGCCAUUGCCUGUGAGAGCAUCAAGAAGAUCCGGGCGGAUAUGGGUGGCACCAAUGUCUUAUCCCCUUUGAAGUGGGCUAUCCGACAGCCCAUCCAUAGGGGCCACCCUCGUUUGCUGUUCCUGCUGACCGAUGGAGCUGUCAGCAACACAGGGAAGGUCAUUGAGCUGUUGAGGAACCACUCUGCCUCCACCAGGUGCUACAGCUUUGGCAUCGGGCAGAGUGCCUGCAGGAGGCUGGUGCACGGGCUGGCUGCUGUAUCCAAGGGGAGUGCAGAGUUCUUGGCAGAAGGGGAGAGGCUGCAGCCCAAGAUGAUAAAGUCCCUGAAGAAAGCAAUGGGGCCUGUCCUGAGUGAUGUCACUGUGGAGUGGGUCUUUCCUGAAACCACAGAGGUCUUGAUCUCCCCGGUUAGUGCCAGCUGCCUCUUCCCAGGUGACCGGCUGGUUGGAUACGGCAUUGUCUGUGACACAUCACUGUACACCUCCAACCCCAGAUCUGACAAGAGGCGGCGCUACAGCAUGCUGCGUUCCCAGGAGUCAGGCAGCUCUGUGUUUUUUCACUCCCAGGAGGAGGGACCUGGUGCAGAUGGCUGGGGCUGUGCCAAAGACUCAGAGUGGGGGUUCCCUUCUGACCACACCCCUGAGCACCUGAUGGUCGGGGGAGAGCCAGGGAGAGAGUCAGACCCUGAUACCGGGGUGGACCCCAAAUCCUCACGGCGCAGGGCAUACAGCACCAACCAGAUUGCCGACCGCGAGCCUUUCAAGAAGGUCCCAACAGCCAGCGAUCCCGGUGCAGCCAUGGGGAAGAAUCCACUCCACAAAGCCCACGUGCAGGAUCUGUGCCAAAUCAGCCCUGAACCCCAGUCGUGGCAAGCUGAUUUCCAACCACUAACUGCCAGCCCCUACAUCUCCACUAUGCGUAUACGUGGCAUGGGUGCCAGGAGGCCGUCUCUGUUGCAACAGAGCUGCAUGUCAUUUUGUCACGACGCAGACUCUUCCCAGCUACAGAACAUGUUUCAGCACAUGGUCCCAGGGAAGGGGCUGGGUCGAGUUGAAAGCAACUCUGCCCUGAGGUCCUCCUCUGACAGCCGAAGCCCUGGAGAUCUGGAGUCUGCCCAGCACCCAUCAUUCACCUUUGAAACAGAGACAUCAUCGGAUUGGGAGCCCCAAGACCUGGAUGUCAGCUCUGCCAGGGGGUCCCUGACCUCCCCCAGGGGCAUCUGCAAGGCAGUGGUGAAAGGGUUAAGGAGUAAUGAACCAGUCCAGUGGGAAAUCACCUUUGAUAUCCGGCCCCUUUUCCGGGACAGAGAGAGGCAAGAGAGCAGUGAAGGGGAUCUGUGGAACGAGACCUUCCACCACCUGGCGGCCAAGUCCAUCAUUCGGGAUUUUGAGCAGCUUUCCGAGAAGGAAUGUGAAAUUGAGCACGGGUCUGGGAGGCGGUACCAGGUCAAUGCCAUCCACACGAGCAAGGCGUGUAACAUCAUCAGCAAGUACACAGUAUUCGUCCCAGCGGAUCUUAGUACCAAUGGGUACCUACCAACUGUGGUUGAAUAUGCCAGUGCAGGUGCAGCAGCCAAGCAAGGCAGCCAGAGAAGCUCAGGCUCGGGAAGCAGAAGGCACCGAGGCUUUUCCAUUGGACUUGGACGAACCCAGUCGACUUGUGCCCAGGACGGAGCAGACGAUGGAUUGUCUGGCCUGAAUAUGGAGGAGAAUGGCCUGUCACCCUGCAGUACCCCAUCUUCCUCCGGCUGGGAGCGCUACAGUUUCCCGGAAGCUUCGCUGCAGAGUCCAUCUGCUUCCUCCACUCACUCCCAGAAGUCCAUCGAGAACCUCUUUGCUGCCAGGUUGACCCUUAAUAAAACAAGACUGUUGACUCGUGCGGCCAAAGGUUUCAUGAGUAAAUCUCCAAAUAGGGUGACUGAGCCCAGCUCGGAGAGCGACAAUGAGAACAAAGACUAUCUACCCCUGGUAUCUCUGCAGUUGGCCUGUGGUGCUUUCCUGCUCAACUCAGCGCUCUGUGAUGCAACCAACAUUCCCAUGGAGAAACUGAAGUGGACCUCUCCGUUCUCCUGCCACCGGAUGACUCUCAGCCCCUCUGCUGGCUCUUACAGCACGAGGAAGCCAGACACCCCUGGGGAAGCCAAGAGCCCAGCCUACAGCCGGCAGCUCCAGGUGCCUGGUGAUGUUCGCAGAGAAGGCUCCUCUGACAGGGACUUCAUCUCUAGUCCCUUGACCAAUGGACAUGGCGAGGGCCAGGAGGAUGGGGGUUGCCCUCGCCACUUCUCAGGUAGCGAUGCUGAGAGCCUCUCCAGGGCUCUGCAAGCUGAGAAUGAACUCUCCCCUCCUGCUAUCACCAUCCACCGCUUCUCCUCCCUGCAGAGCACCCAGCCUCCUCUGGAGCUCCAGAGCGACAGUGGCAGAGGCUCUGAGACAGACGGCUCUGAGCUCCAGGCCCUGCUGUCUGACAUUGAGCUGCAGCAGCGGACUGAGCCGGAGGGGAUGCUUUGGGCCACAGCAGUCGCCCUGGCCUGGCUGGAACACAGCUCGGCCUCCUACUUUAUUGAGUGGGAGCUGGUGGCUGCCAAAGCCAGCAUGUGGCUUAGUGAGCAGGAGUUCCCCCCGGGCUGUGGCCUGGCCACUGUGAAGGCCGCAGCCCGGCAGCUCUUUGUGUUGCUCAGGCACUGGGAUGAGAACCUUGAGUUCAACUUGCUGUGCUACAACCCAAACAAUGUCUAGGAGGGGCAGGGGCAUUGGGGGGGAUCCAGGCAGUUGUCUGUGAAGGCACCCAGGGUACAGGGACUAGUCCUUAAAGCCACACUGAGCUCUGCUCUAGCAGUGAUGUGCACGUUUAUUAGAACAAGGCUUUGCGCUGGAAAAGCCAUGACUGAGAUCCAUUCAAAAUCCCACGCUCGGUGAUUCUUCUUCUCAUGGCCUAAGCAAGGUCCUGUGCUGCUUCCUGCAGAAGGACAUUAUUUAGGCUAGUGUCUCAGCAGAAAGGAUCAGACAAUCUGGUAACUAGGAAGAGCACGUCUGGUUUUUCUGGGCACCAGGCAGCUUCCCUUUGGUCUCCAGUGCUGCUCCCAGGAAGAGAAUCCCAAAGCAUUGCUCAGCCAUCUGAUCCACCCACUUUUCUCCUGCUUACCAAGCUCCCCUCUGCUCUUCAUGCAGAGCAUUUGCAGCAUGAUUUAUUUAUUGCUCCCCAGAGGCACCUGACAGUGUCCCACUGUCAGUCUUGAAUGCCUUUUAGUGAAGAUUAUCCUGCGUCUCUUGUCUCAGGAUUCAUGCUUAUGCAUCUGCUACUUCUCGUAGGUCAAGGGCAAUGGAAAUGCAGACUGCGACUGAGUGUCCAGGUAGCUUAUACUCAAACACCAGUAGUGUUGUUCCUAUUGGAGCUGGGUGAAAAGCUACUUUCUCCCGGCCCUGGCCAUGGAAUGGCUUCACUGAUCACCAGGGGUGGAUUUGGGCUGAGAUUUUCCACGAAGCCCUCAGGAAUUGAGUGCUCAGAUCCCACUCUAAUUCCAAAUUCCUUGGUGUCCAGGACUGCCCCACAGCUGACAACGUGCCUUAGCAUCGUGUGCCCACAGAGCGGGGGCAUUGUGGGGGCAGACUCUGCAGUCAGUAAACUGCCUGGAACGUGCAGAGGAUGGGCUGAAGAAAGCAAGCUCUUUCCCAAGCACUUCUGGCUUAGUGUAGUAGAGACAGGAAGGUGUCCUAAGAAGUAAAGUCUUCUCUGCUCCAUCAGAGCCCCCUCCUGUAGGGAUACAGCCUAUGGUCUCGAGAGAGGCUGUGCAGCAUGUUACAUCCGAUCGAAACCACUUGGCUAAAGGGCCUGGCUUGGAGUUGCAUUUCCAGCUUGAAGCCAUUUGCCCAGUGGUUUUGACCUUCUUGCACUUUGGUUUCCUGACUCAGAUGGAGAAUAUUCCACUGCCCUCCUGUGCACCUGGCUCUUUGAAGCUCCUGCUAGCCAAACUCCUCUGUCCUGGCCAGAUUGGCAGAGCUCCUUCAUUAUUGGUGUGGCUGCCUUUUCUACCGUUAGCAUUAUUCCCUGUGCAUAGGUUCUACCUUCUUGUGUCUGCUUGCAAACCUGUCACAUGCCUGUCUGUCACACCUUGCUCCUUGGGUCUCACACUGCCUUUCCAGAUGGGGUGAGCAAACCAUUUAUCUCCCAGUUGGGUUGAAUGCCUGGCGAGCCCCUUGGAUUCCCUCCCUCUCCCUCCCUCUGGCACUGCUGCUGAACUUGUUCCCAUCCUCUCUGUGCUGUGUUUUGACUGGAGUGCCAUAGCGCUUGUGACAGGCACUAUCCGUGGGUACCUGUAUCCACUCUGCUUAAUGCAAAGUGACAACUGAUAGCAAAUUGUAUUGACAGACCUUCAGUGAGCGUAAUUGCUCGGCAGAAAUGAUCCUGAAUCAGUUAUUCAUAGUGGAAGGCAACUGUAAUCCUCAGACUCCAGUGCUC
Molecule: messenger RNA, 6234 nt
Organism: Gavialis gangeticus (Gharial)
Lineage: Eukaryota; Metazoa; Chordata; Crocodylia; Gavialidae
Gene: VWA5B1
Product: von Willebrand factor A domain containing 5B1
Exons: 24
Coding region: 561-4514 (1317 amino acids)
Source: RefSeq, a predicted model, not a curated record